GGGGCCAACCAGCCAUCCUGCCUGCCUAUUGAUCUCCAAACAUCUGGAACACGUCAUAUUUGUUUUUACAAGGCAAAAAAAAAAAAAAAAAAAACGGGUGAGGGGGGUGGGAGCUCGGCGAUCGCUCUGCAUGCAUGGAGGAGUGAGACAGCAUCACCAUCAGCACCAAGAAGCAGGACACCGCCGGAGCACUUGACACCUUCCUUCCACGGCGUGUGUCGUGUGUGCGAGGCUGGCUCUGCAGGCCGAUCCAUGGCAUCUUGAUCCAGUGCAGAGGCUGGCGCAAAGGAUCGAAUAAAAGCAGCAAUCGAGGAGGAGGAGCGGAUUUUAAUCCAAUUUGGUACUUACUCGGGGGUGGGUGGGUGUUUUUUUUUUUUUUGGGUUUGUUUUUUAUUUUUUUUGGUGGGAGGGCAAGAGGUUUGGCGCGGCGAUGGACUGGCAUGGCAUGGCUCGCCUCGGAUUCUUCCUGUGGGCUCUGCUGCAUGGAAUGUGGGGACUGAGCGCCGCCUGCCCGGAGUCCUGCACCUGCACCGUCUCCACGAUUGUUUGCGUCAAUCCCGAACCGGGCAUCGAGGAUUUCCCGCUGCUGACGCUGGACGAGAUGGAGAACAUCAACGAGAUAUACAUCGCUAAUCAAACCCAGCUGUUAAAACUCAACAGCGACACUUUGAGGCACUACAUAAAUCUACGGAACCUAACAGUGACAAAGACCGGAUUGAUGGCCAUCUCCUUUGACGCAUUUUACAACAACACAAGACUUCAAUACGUAAAUCUGCGAGACAACAACCUGUCAAUACUGUCAUGGAGGACUUUCCAGAACUCCAACGCCAACUAUUCGCUCAUGCUGUCUGGAAACCCCCUGAAUUGUGUGUGUGACAACGUUUGGCUCAAACUGAGGAACCAAGAGAAACCGGAGGGCCAAGAUCUGAAAUGCAAAGACGACAAAGGAGCAACAAAGGCCUUCGCCACGCUCACCCCGCCCAACUGCGUGGCUCCCCAAGUAGAGGUCACCCCCACGGUGGUGACCGCGAUGCAGGGGGGCAGUGUCAAAGCGUUGUGCAGCGCAUCGGGCUCACCUUCGCCAGAGAUCGACUGGAACCUUGACAUGAUUUCCUCUCGCUACGAGAUCAAGCCAAUGGAUAUGAAGCUCAGCCUGACCCUCUCAGACCUUUCGCCAGAAGAUAGCGGCAGGCUGAUCUCGUGCAGCGCGGAGAACAUGGUCGGCCAGACGGAGGCCAUGCUACAGCUGAAUAUUCUCUUUGCCCCCAUCAUCGUGCAGCUGUCGGAGCCAACGGAGGACCAUGAGUGGUGCAUCCCCUUCAGCGUGACCGGCAACCCUAAGCCGGAGCUGCAGUGGUACUUUGAGAACGUGACCAUCCAGGAGCAGAACUACAUCCGCACCAUGUACCCCGAUUCCUUCAACAGCGAGUACCACGGCUGCCUGCAGCUCGCAAACCCCACGCACAUCCACAACGGUGUGUACAGGCUGGUGGCCAAAAACGAGUACGGGAGGGACGAGAAGAAGGUUUCGGCCCAGUUUAUCGACCCACCGUUCAACCACACAGUCCAUCUUUAUCUUUGGUUUUCUUUUCUUUCAGACACACCGCUGCCCCCCCUGGACGACAGUAUCGCCAUUUACGUUAUCGUGGGAAUUGCUGGAGUGGCGUUAACUGGCUGCGUUCUCAUGGUGAUCAUUCUCAAAUAUGGAAGAAACUCCAAGUUUGGAAUAAAAGGCUCUUCCUCAGUCAUCAGCAACGACGAUGACUCCGCGAGCCCUCUCCAUCACGUCUCCAAUGGCAACAACACCCCGUCGUCCUCCGAAAUGGGUCCAGACGCAGUGAUGAUCGGGAUGACAAAGAUUCCUGUCAUUGAGAACCCGCAGUACUUCGGCAAAUCGGGAAGCAUGCUGAAAGCUGACACGUUCGUCCAACACAUCAAGAGACACAACAUCGUGCUGAAGCGGGAGCUCGGUGAAGGUGCGUUCGGCAAGGUCUUUCUAGCCGAGUGCUACAACUUGACACCCGACUACGAGAAGAUCCAUGUGGCCGUGAAGACGCUGAAGGAGGCCAGCGAGAGCGGGCGAGCAGACUUCUACCGAGAGGCGGAGCUGCUCACCAACCUGCAGCACGAGCACAUCGUCACCUUCUAUGGCGUGUGUGUGGAGAGCGACCCUCUCAUCAUGGUCUUUGAAUACAUGAAACAUGGCGACCUCAACAAGUUCCUCAGGUCCCACGGGCCCGACGCGGUUCUGAUGGCCGACGGUCAACACAGCAUCCUGGUGGAGCUGACCCAGUCCCAAAUGCUGCACAUCGCCCAGCAGAUUGCAGCCGGCAUGGUCUACUUGGCCUCUCAGCACUUUGUGCACAGAGACUUGGCCACCAGAAACUGCCUAGUCGGGGAGAACCUGCUGGUCAAGAUCGGAGAUUUCGGCAUGUCCAGAGACGUCUACAGCACAGACUACUACAGAGUGGGCGGUCACACAAUGCUACCCAUCCGCUGGAUGCCGCCAGAGAGCAUCAUGUACCGGCGCUUCACCACGGAGAGCGACGUGUGGAGUCUGGGCGUGGUCCUCUGGGAGAUCUUCACCUACGGCAAGCAGCCCUGGUACCAGCUCUCCAACAAUGAGGUGAUCGAGUGCAUCACGCAAGGACGUGUGCUCCAGCGGCCCCGCACCUGUCCCAAGGAGGUGUACGACCUGAUGCUUGGCUGCUGGCAGAGGGAGCCCUACAUGAGGCUCAACAUCAAGGAGAUCCACGCCAUGCUCCAGAGCCUCGCUAAGGCCUCCCCCGUCUAUCUGGACAUACUGGGCUGAGGAGGCGCUGUACAGUACGUGUGUGUGUGUGUGUGUGUGUGUGUGUGUGUGUGUGUGUGUGUGUGUGUGUGUGUGUGUGUGUGUGUGUGUGUGUGUGUGUGUGUGUGUGUGUGUGUGUGUGUGUGUGUGUGUGUGUGUGUGUGUGUGUGUGUGACAGAGAGAGAAAAUAGCAGGGAGGGCGUGCGUCUGUGUACAGUGCCUGGCUGUAAAUGUUUCUUGUAAAUGUUAAUUGUCCUCAUUUCAUUGAGAAAAGUCUUCAAUUUGGACGCAUUUUUGCUUUGCUUUAGCUUCCCUUCGGGGUGUUUACAGUCGGCCGUUUAAAAAGUCAUGCGUUUGUUAACAGGGGGCGCCAAAAAUGCAUUGUGGCUGACGCGAGACCGUCAAUGACACAAAUACCAAGGCAUAAACGUCGAUUUAGUCCUAAUGCAUAUUUACCGCAAAUGAACAAAAAGGAUUUGACGGAUUUACCGUUUUUUUUAAUGUGCGUAAGAAUAUUUAAAGAAAAUUACAAAUGUUGACUGAAUUCAUUUUAAAAUUUUAAAACAUAUCCCACAGUGAUAUGUUUUAAAAUUACAAUACCUUUUAAGAAUAUCAUUUAAAUAUUGUUAUGUAUUAAAUAUAUUAUAUAUAUUCUACUCUGAUUAUAUUAUAUCAUAUUUAUUUCUCAGUGAUAUUGUUGUGUUUGUGAGAAAUGUAAUUCAUUAUAUAAUAUUUAUUAUUAUUUUAUUUUAUUACAUUUUAUUCAUUAUUUUUUAAUCAGAUCGUGAAAGUUAUUAUCAUGAAUAUUUUACUCAUUUACAGUGAAAUACUGAGUACUGACAUUUUAACUGUUGACAGUUACCUGAAUACAUUACAUUACUUUUGAGACAUCUUCCAAAUGUUUUAUUAUAAUAGCAUUUCAUGAAAACUGUAUAUAUUUAUAACUAUUUUAUAGUAUUUAUUUUUCAUUCAUAUUUUUCUUUCAGCUUUAAGUCUCAAAAUGUAGCUCUAAAUGACAUGUUUAUAUAUUACUUAUGAGUUACUGUGUUAUUCUGAUUGAUUUCAAAUCAAUCCCUAAAAGUAAAGAAUAUUUGGUACAUUAGUUUUUAUUUAUAGGGCACUUAUUGAAAUUAGGGCUGCAACAACUAAUCGAUUAAAUCGAUUAAAAUCGAUUAUAAAAAUAGUUGGCGAUUAAUUUAGUUAUCGAUUCGUUGGAUCUAUGCUAUGCGCAUUCGCAGGGGCAAUUAUUAUUAUUAUUUAUUUGUUUAAAAAAAAUUUUUUAUUUAUUAAUUUUUUUUAAUAAACCUUUAUUUAUAAACUGCAACAUGUACAAACAGCUGAGAAACAAUAAUCAAAAUAAGUAUGGUGCCAGUAUGCUGUUUUUUUUUCAAUAAAAUACUGGAAAGGAUAGAAAUGUAGUUUGUCUCUUUUAUCCGAUUAUUAAUCGAUUAAUCGAAGUAACAAUCGACAGAUUAAUCGUUUAUCAAAUUAAUCGUUAGUUGCAGCCCUAAUUGAAAUACUUCCAAAAUGUCAACUCUUUACAAAAUUGGAAUACAUUAGAGGACUUCUUCAAAAAAUACUUUUAUGAUUGUCCACUUUUUAAAAAUGACAACCAUCAAAAUGGUGUAUAAUAUCUCCCCUUCUCUUUUUUUAAUAUAUAUAUAUAUAU
Entelurus aequoreus (snake pipefish) is the source of this 4460-nucleotide messenger RNA. It is a transcript of the gene ntrk2b, whose product is annotated as neurotrophic tyrosine kinase, receptor, type 2b. Bases 431 to 2812 code for a protein of 793 amino acids. Gene Ontology annotation, cellular component: plasma membrane; signaling receptor complex; axon. Gene Ontology annotation, biological process: multicellular organism development; regulation of phosphatidylinositol 3-kinase/protein kinase B signal transduction; cellular response to brain-derived neurotrophic factor stimulus. The transcript is spliced from 16 exons. Gene Ontology annotation, molecular function: brain-derived neurotrophic factor binding; brain-derived neurotrophic factor receptor activity; ATP binding. Lineage: Eukaryota; Metazoa; Chordata; Actinopteri; Syngnathiformes; Syngnathidae. The record is from RefSeq and is a predicted model, not a curated record.